AUGGAAUACCAACAACCACAACAGGAUUACCAACCACAAGCGCAAGAACAGCCUCAGCAUGGUCAACCUCAACACCAUUACACUUCGAGUGAUGUUCAGCAGUCGUUGCUACCACAGAGAUCUACGGUCUCUAAGGGAAAAUACACCUUGAGUGACUUUCAAAUCAUGAGAACUUUAGGAACAGGUUCCUUUGGUCGUGUUCACCUGGUACGCUCUGUUCAUAAUGGACGUUAUUAUGCAAUAAAGGUUUUAAAGAAGGCCCAGGUGAUUAGGAUGAAACAGGUUGAGCAUACAAACGAUGAAAGACGUAUGCUAAAGCUCGUUGAGCAUCCAUUCUUGAUUAGAAUGUGGGGAACUUUCCAAGAUGCUAGAAAUCUCUUUAUGGUUAUGGACUACAUUGAAGGUGGUGAACUGUUUUCUCUGUUGCGGAAAUCUCAGAGAUUCCCAAAUCCUGUGGCGAAGUUUUACGCUGCUGAAGUGACAUUGGCCAUUGAAUACCUUCACAGUCACAACAUCAUUUAUAGAGAUUUGAAGCCCGAAAACAUUUUGUUGGACCGUAACGGUCAUAUCAAGAUCACUGAUUUUGGAUUCGCCAAAGAAGUUACCACUGUUACAUGGACACUCUGCGGAACUCCAGAUUACAUUGCACCAGAGGUUAUCACUACGAAGCCUUAUAACAAAUCCGUUGACUGGUGGUCAUUGGGUAUCCUUAUCUUUGAAAUGCUUGCAGGUUACACCCCAUUCUACGAUACAACUCCAAUGAAGACAUAUCAAAAGAUCCUUGCUGGUAAAGUUCAAUAUCCUUCAUUUAUGCAUCCAGAUGCUGUUGACCUCUUAUCACGUUUAAUCACAGCUGAUUUGACAAGACGUUUAGGUCAUUUGGCCAACGGUCCGGCAGAUAUUAGAAACCAUCCAUGGUUUGCAGAAGUUGUUUGGGAGAAAUUAUUGGCAAAAGACAUUGAAACUCCAUAUGAACCUCCAAUCACGGGUGGGACUGGUGAUACUUCUCUCUUUGAUCAUUAUCCAGAGGAACAAUUGGACUACGGUGUUGGCGGUGAAGAUCCAUACUCGCAAUACUUUGUCGAUUUCUAA
Molecule: messenger RNA, 1092 nt
Organism: Williopsis jadinii
Lineage: Eukaryota; Fungi; Ascomycota; Saccharomycetes; Phaffomycetales; Wickerhamomycetaceae
Product: cAMP-dependent protein kinase catalytic subunit TPK2
Exons: 1
Coding region: 1-1092 (363 amino acids)
Biological process (GO): peptidyl-serine phosphorylation
Cellular component (GO): nucleus; cAMP-dependent protein kinase complex
Molecular function (GO): ATP binding; cAMP-dependent protein kinase activity
Source: RefSeq, a predicted model, not a curated record